UGUGUGUGUUUAUAUUUUUAAAUUCUUAUAGAGGGAAAACUAUUUACCAUAUCUAAAGUGCAGGACCAAAGAAGAAAUAAUGUAUGCUUUCGUGAGGUUCUUGGAUGACGAUAUGUGCUACGCUCUGCCGGUUUCGAAUGUGAAAGAUUUUAGACCUCUGCACAAAACAGAUUUUGAUAAUCAGAAGGUGUAUCUGGUUCACAGAACUGAAGAGAAUGGUACAGGCCAGCCUGGCAAAGCACAGAUCCUUGCUCUUGCAGAAAACAUUGAAGAGUUUGAGCACAGUAUUAUGCAAAAGAAGAUGAAAAUUCCCAAGCUGUCCACUAAAGAUGUGGGUAAUUCAGUUGAGAACCACUUUGGGGAGGAACGACUGCCACUCAGACAUAAAAAGGCCCAGCCGCAAGACCACGGGCGCCACAACGCCAACUCCUCCAAGAGCCUGGCGGCGGUGGUGGCGCGGCUCGAGCGCAACGCGGUGAGCCUGUGCGUGGAGGGUGACGAGGACAUGGCGGAGGAGGAGGAGGAGGAGGAGGAGGAGGAGGAGGGAGACUCUGGGACGGAGGAGGCGGUGGUGCCCCGGGUGCUGUACGAGGAGCUGGUGCACAGCUACAGGCAGCAGGAGGAGGAGAUGCGGCGGCUGCAGCAGGAGCUGGAGCGAACGCGCCGGCAGCUCGUGCAGCAGGCCAAGAAGCUGAAGGAGUAUGGCAGCCUCCUGACCGAGGUGAAGGAGCUGCGCGACUUCAACAGGAGGCUGCAGGACGUCCUGCUCAUGAGGCUGGGAAGCGAGCCUAUGCAUGACAAUGGCACCCAGACAAUCAAGGCAGAAGUGGUGGAGCCCAUUAUUGAGCCACAGGAAGUGUGCAGAGAGGAAGCCAAUACCAGCUCUAGCCAUUCGCCCUCCCCAAGAACUGUGUACACUUUCACAGACGGCAAGGUGCACCUUGGUGGGGGAAUCUGGGUGGAGGAGGAGAAAUGGCACCAGCUACAGCGCACACAGGGGGACUCCAAGUUCACCAAGAACUUGGCAGUCAUGAUCUGGGGCACAGAGACACUGAAGAACAGGAGCGUCACAGGAGUGGCCACCAAGAAGAAGAAGGACGCUCUUCCUAAGCCCCCACUCUCCCCAAGCAAACUCAAAAUUGUCAGAGAAUGUCUGUAUGACAGAGUAUCGCAAGAAACGGCAGACAGCGCUGAGAUCACACAGAGAUUGUCCAAAGUGAACAAAUACAUAUGUGAAAAGAUAAUGGAUAUCAACAAAUCCAUCAAGAACGAGGAGAGGCGGGAAUCCAAGCUACUCAUUAGACAGACAGUGAAGAUGGAAAAUUUCAACUAUGAUGGCAUGUAGUGAUUAAAAGUUGUCACCAUAGCUCAUUCUGCUCUUCUUGGACUGCCGAAAAAGGAAGAGGGUGGACAGGACCAUCACUGCUGCCAUUUGAGAUUCUCACUGGAGCCCAAAUGAGGCCUUUCAAACAACACUGCUGCCUAUCAGACAGCUUUACUACUCAAUGAGCGUAGUCAGUGGUUGGUAUGAGUCAU
This is a messenger RNA of Megalops cyprinoides (Indo-Pacific tarpon), 1536 nucleotides long. RefSeq names its product BEN domain containing 5 (gene bend5). The record is from RefSeq and is a predicted model, not a curated record. The transcript has 6 exons. Bases 80 to 1345 code for a protein of 421 amino acids. Lineage: Eukaryota; Metazoa; Chordata; Actinopteri; Elopiformes; Megalopidae. Gene Ontology annotation, molecular function: DNA binding. Gene Ontology annotation, biological process: negative regulation of DNA-templated transcription.